Alternaria rosae is the source of this 2373-nucleotide messenger RNA. RefSeq names its product major facilitator superfamily domain-containing protein. The record is from RefSeq and is a predicted model, not a curated record. Gene Ontology annotation, molecular function: transmembrane transporter activity. Gene Ontology annotation, biological process: transmembrane transport. Lineage: Eukaryota; Fungi; Ascomycota; Dothideomycetes; Pleosporales; Pleosporaceae. The coding region runs from base 1 to 2373 and encodes 790 amino acids. The transcript has 4 exons.
AUGGCCUUACCAAUAAUAGGCUUCCACUCAUCUCUCAUGUCGAUCAGAAGCAAAGUCAUCGUUGUGAUGGCCUUCUUUACGAGGAUACCAAACGUUGUUUUUGCUCUUAUGCACUUCCUGGCAUACGAUAAAUUCGUAGAGGACCGUCGGCCAGCCAUUCGCAUUGUCCCGACCGUCGCCUGGCAAAGCGUUCUCCUUUCGUACAACCUCAUAUCCGCAACGACCCCGCUUCUCAAAGGCUUCACCCAAGGAUUCAUGACACAAGGAGUAUCUCUAGGGUAUCUGCGUGAAGGUGGGACGACGGGUGGAGGCAGUGGAAUGUCAGGUAGUUAUGAGCUCAAGUCGCUCACGAAGAGUACUCGAUCGAGGUCGAAAUUCUCGGCGCUGAAGCUGACGCCGUCGGAUGCAUACGCCACCACAACAGUCGAGGGGAACUCCGAAGAAUCCACCCUCCCACCAUCAAGGCUGGACUGCUUAAGAGGUCAGGAGAACUCCAAAAAAUCUACCCUCCCACCCUCCAGGAUGGACUGCAUGAGAGAGCGACCUGUCAUCCGCACGUCUUCCAUUCUCAUGAGACUCGACCACGGAAAAUACGAUGUCACACCUCUGUCAUCCAGCGUUGACGCGAAUGCAAUAGCAUCUGACGAUGGAGAUGAGCUGAAGAAAAAGAGGAUAGCGUCGCGUGACCUGCACCUCGACACCCAGGCAAACAACACAUCUUCCGAUAUCGACGAUGUCGAACAAGACAAGCCUACGAGCCAACCGGUGUCAUGGAGCGAAUUGCCUCGAAAAGACCAGCUCUUCGUCCUAAUGCUUGCUCGUCUUUCCGAACCUUUGACUCAGACCUCGCUUGGCGCAUAUCUUUACUACCAGCUCCAGUCCUUCGACCCAUCACUCCCAGAGUCAACCAUCUCAUACCAAGCUGGGAUCAUAGGCGCAGCAUUUCCGGCGACUCAGUUCAUGACCGCUAUGCUAUGGGGACGAUUUUCGGAUGCAGAGUACGGUGGCCGAAAAAGAACGAUCUACCUUGGGUUGCUUGGUACAAUGCUUAGCAUCAUCGGCUUUGGCUUCUCGCGCAGUUUCGCCAUGGCAGUGGCUUUUAGAUGUCUUGGCGGUAUACUGAACGGCAAUGUCGGCGUGAUGAGGACUAUGAUCAGUGAGAUAAUCAAGGAAAAGAAGUACCAGAGCAGAGCCUUCCUGAUCCUGCCUAUGAUCUUCAAUGUCGGCGUCUUGGUCGGACCCAUAAUGGGUGGUGUGCUAGCAGACCCUUUCGCCAGCUACCCUUCUCUGUUCGGGCCCAACUCAACCUUCGGCGGCAGAACUGGAGUACAGUGGAUGAAGCGAUAUCCUUACGCACUACCCAAUCUCACGAGCGCCGUGUUCCUAUGCUUGUCAUCCUUUGCCGUCCUUUUCUUUCUUGAAGAGACCGGUGAACUUUGCAAACACAGGCCCGAUCCAGGUCUCCGCGUUGGCCGAUGGAUACGUCGAACAAUCUUUCGCCAGAACAUCGCAUCUCAAGAUGGUUAUAGUGCUGUUCCGGACGACGACUUUGAGCUACAGCCAACACCAACAUCGGCCCACACACCUGCAUCAGACAGUCUUGACAAGCCGAAGAUUUUCGUCAGACAACAGCUACCGUUCCGCCGUAUUUGGACUCGCAACCUGGUCACAACGCUCUGCGCGCACGGCGUUCUUGCCAUGCACGUAGGCACCUUCAACGGUCUCUGGACAAUUCAUCUCUCUACACCUCGCUUCGAUAGUAGCCACCCAUACCCUCCUGGCUUCGCGCCUCACGGCCUUUUCUUUACGGGCGGUCUAGCCAUGCCGCCAGCCCGUAUCGGAAUUGCACUUGCCAUCAUCGGUGUCAUCGGCAUACCUUUGCAGCUCUUCGUGUACCCGAGGGUUGCGCACCGUCUAGGUACAGUGGGCUGCUAUCGCGUCUUCCUCGCUCUCUUUCCAGUGAUGUACACGACAGCUCCAUUUUUGAGUCUGGUUCCCAGCUGGACGUCAGCACCUGAUGGUGUCAGCGGACCGUGGAUAUGGAUCGCCAUCACAUGUGCUUUGUUCAUUCAAGUCCUUGCCCGCACGUUCGCCCUACCUUGUACGGCUAUACUCAUCAACAACGUUAGUCCGCAUCCAUCGGUCUUAGGUACCGUUCAUGGCAUAGGCCAGUCGGUAUCUAGUCUUACCCGGACCGUGGGGCCAAUACUCUUCUCCUGGGUAUUCGGCAGGGGGUUGGACAUUGGCAUGAUCGGUCUGGCUUGGUGGUGUAUGGCCGCUGUAGCCAUCGCUGGAUGGGUGCUUGCACAGGGCGUAAAAGAAGGGAAUGGGCAUGAAAUAUUGCUCGAAGGGGAGAAGGAAGAGUAUGACUGA